Messenger RNA from Anastrepha ludens (Mexican fruit fly), 2840 nucleotides. RefSeq names its product moesin/ezrin/radixin homolog 1 (gene Moe). The transcript has 9 exons. The coding region runs from base 486 to 2369 and encodes 627 amino acids. Gene Ontology annotation, cellular component: adherens junction; cytoskeleton; filopodium. Gene Ontology annotation, biological process: positive regulation of protein localization to early endosome; regulation of cell shape; positive regulation of early endosome to late endosome transport. Gene Ontology annotation, molecular function: actin binding; cell adhesion molecule binding. NCBI's taxonomy places the organism in Eukaryota, Metazoa, Arthropoda, Insecta, Diptera, Tephritidae. The record is from RefSeq and is a predicted model, not a curated record.
AUUGUUGUUGAGUUUUCAUUUCAAACGUUUUUUUGAUUUAAUUUAUUUUAGCGAUUGUUAAAAAGUUUGAGAAUAUUAAACAGUUUUAAUCUGUAUUUGAAGUGAAGCAGACAAUAUAAUAGCGGAAUAAAGGGAAGUGAAAAACGUAUUUGUAUAAAAAAUACGAACGCAAAACUCGAAAAGUGAAAAGUACCCGCCUUUACCUACUCUACGUCAUUCGCUCGUUGCUGCAAUUGAAGCGACUCGUCAUCCAACGUCUUUUUGUGCGUUUUUAUCUUUCUCUUUAAAGUGUUGUUCGCCGCUCGUUCAUUUACGCUGUACGGAGACUAUCGGAAUUUCUUGGAUUGUCAACUUUUUAUCUAAAUAAAUUAGUUUAUCAACGGAUUUAAUUGUGAAACUUAAGUGCUUCCCAAAGCAGAUUAUUUCUCUACUGAACUGAACUGAGUUGAUUUGUGCUGACUAGAGCGGAGGAGCCACAUAUCAAAAUGUCGCGCAAAUCGCUAAAUGUACGCGUCACCACCAUGGACGCCGAGCUGGAGUUUGCCAUACAACACACGACCACCGGCAAACAGCUCUUCGAUCAGGUCGUCAAGACAAUUGGCCUGCGUGAGGUCUGGUUCUUUGGCCUACAAUACACCGACUCAAAGGGUGAUUCCACAUGGAUUAAACUUUACAAAAAGCCAGAGUCGCCAGCCAUAAAGACCAUAAAGUAUUUGAAGCGAGUUAAGAAGUAUGUGGAUAAGAAAACAACGGAUGGCCACCAACACAGCAAUGACAUUAGCGACGAAGACGAUGAUGCCGAUGAUAUGACUGGAUCAAUGCCAUUCUCAACAUGGGUGUUGAACCAGGAUGUGAAGAAGGAGAACCCCCUGCAGUUCAGAUUCCGCGCCAAAUUUUAUCCGGAAGAUGUAGCUGAGGAGCUCAUUCAGGACAUUACAUUGCGUCUAUUCUAUUUGCAAGUGAAGAAUGCCAUACUAUCCGAUGAAAUUUACUGUCCACCAGAAACAUCCGUACUGUUAGCAUCGUAUGCGGUUCAAGCGCGUCACGGCGACUACAACAAGGGUCUGCAUACAACCGGCUUUUUGGCCAAUGACCGCCUAUUGCCACAACGUGUCAUCGAUCAACACAAAAUGUCCAAGGACGAGUGGGAGCAAUCGAUAAUGAACUGGUGGAAGGAGCAUCGCGGCAUGUUGCGCGAGGACGCCAUGAUGGAAUAUUUGAAGAUCGCGCAAGAUCUGGAGAUGUACGGUGUGAAUUACUUUGAAAUCCGCAACAAGAAGGGCACCGAUCUGUGGUUAGGCGUGGACGCGCUCGGCCUCAACAUCUACGAACAGGAUGACAAGCUGACGCCGAAGAUUGGUUUCCCUUGGUCGGAAAUUCGUAACAUUUCAUUUUCGGACAAAAAGUUCAUAAUCAAGCCAAUCGACAAGAAGGCGCCCGACUUUGUCUUCUUUGCGCCACGUGUUCGCAUCAACAAACGAAUUCUCGCAUUGUGCAUGGGCAAUCACGAACUGUACAUGAGACGCCGCAAACCCGAUACAAUCGAUGUACAGCAGAUGAAGGCGCAAGCGCGUGAGGAGAAGAAUGCCAAGCAGCAGGAGCGCGAGAAACUGCAGUUGGCGCUGGCUGCACGCGAACGUGCCGAGAAGAAGCAGCAAGAGUAUGAGGAUCGUCUGAAGCAAAUGCAAGAGGAAAUGGAACGUUCCCAGAAGGAUCUGAUGGAAGCACAGGAGAUGAUACGUCGCCUGGAAGAGCAAUUGCGUCAAUUGCAAGCAGCUAAGGACGAAUUGGAGCUGCGCCAGAAGGAACUGCAAGCUAUGUUGCAGCGCCUUGAAGAGGCCAAGAAUAUGGAGGCAGUCGAGAAGGCCAAGCUGGAAGAGGAGAUCAUGGCCAAACAAAUGGAAGUACAACGCAUUCAAGACGAGGUGAACGCCAAGGAUGAAGAGACGAAACGUCUACAAGACGAAGUGGAGGAAGCCAGACGCAAACAGGCGGAAGCUGCCGCAGCGCUUUUGGCUGCUUCGUCGACACCCCAGCAUCAUCACGUGGCAGAGGAUGAAAACGAGAAUGAGGAAGAGCUCAUGAAUGGUGAUGGCGGCGGCGAUGUGUCGCGCGAUCUAGACACAGAUGAACAUAUCAAGGACCCCAUAGAGGACAGACGCACACUGGCCGAACGCAACGAGCGCCUGCAUGAUCAGUUGAAGGCCUUGAAGCAAGACUUGGCACAAUCACGAGAUGAAACGAAAGAGACGCAAAACGAUAAGAUUCAUCGGGAGAAUGUGCGCCAAGGUCGUGACAAGUACAAGACAUUGCGCGAAAUACGAAAAGGCAACACAAAGCGUCGUGUGGAUCAAUUCGAAAAUAUGUAAAUUGGAAGUGGAGUUGGGUGCACAGUGUUCAAGGAUGACUGGUAAGACUAGGAUGCCAGUCUUUUGUAUAGAACAGCAGGAUUAUAACAGAAGCGACUACUUUAACACAACAAAUACAAUAUACAGCAUCCAAUCAACCAACUAACUGAAAACACUCCUACAUUCGAUCAGCUGCAUCUAAGUUGCAUCGUUAUUUAGAAGCAAAAUUUACUGUUUACAAAACAUACAAACAACAACAAAAAUAUAUGAAAAAAUAAGCAUAAUAUUUGAUACAAUUUUGAUAAGAUGUCGCAAAGUAGAUGAACCCCUAAAAACAAAACAAAAAACAUAAACGCUUACAAAUCAAAUUCAUAAAAACAAUCAAAUGCAUUUUCUUACCUUUUUGGAUAAAGAAUAAAACAAAAUAAAUCGAAGGAUUGUUGUUCCUCCUAAAUGUGUUUUGACGAUUUGAUUGUAAAAUCGUUUACAAUU